Messenger RNA from Helicoverpa armigera (cotton bollworm), 3239 nucleotides. RefSeq names its product E3 ubiquitin-protein ligase RLIM. Gene Ontology annotation, molecular function: ubiquitin protein ligase activity. The record is from RefSeq and is a predicted model, not a curated record. Gene Ontology annotation, biological process: ubiquitin-dependent protein catabolic process. The transcript is spliced from 5 exons. Lineage: Eukaryota; Metazoa; Arthropoda; Insecta; Lepidoptera; Noctuidae. Bases 131 to 949 code for a protein of 272 amino acids.
UUGACAGAAAUGACAGAUUCUUUUACAAUCCAGCGACUCCCGAUUUAAGAAACGGAACGCGCCCCUUGACAUAAAACGAAAAUAGUAUUUUAUUACAACAAAUACGCAGGUCUUUUGUUUUGUGUUUAAAAUGAGUAUGAGCGUGCGCGAAGAAGAAAGGGGGAAGACUACAUGUCCAAGCCGCGGCCUCGGUAUUGCGGCCGCCGCUAUCGGCGUCGGGGUUGGGGCAGCGUUAUACUACUUCUUCAGCAAACGGCCAGAAAAUCCGAAUUCACAAGGUUCCACCAGCGAUUGGAAUUGUGAGCAACAACAAGCCUUCUCAACACCGGAUACAGAUGACUCGUACACAACUAUAUCAGAAAAUGAAACGUCAGACACCAGCGUACACAACAGCCUGACAGAAUUCCACUUGAGCACAUCAGAAUAUUCCAUCGUCAUAGAAACGUCGUCAGAAGCAGAAGAAUCGAGUGAUGAUGACUCUUCAUCGUCUGAAGAGUCAGACGAUACAGAGAUGGUUGAUUCAGACUUACCCAAUGAUUUUGAAUAUAGAUGGGUGUCGCUCCAUGAUGCUAUCACAACCAUCAUCUCGGCGGAAUCUGAAGGUCAUGGGGUGAUGGGCAAUGGCCAAUGGGUUGAGACGGCUAGUUCGCUUGGUAUGCCAAGAGAUGGCGCUUUCUCGUCAAUGGCUAGCUUCAUGGGUAGGGUAGCGAAUUUAGUCAGUGUCAAUAAGAAAAAAAAGACUGAAAAUGAACAAAUGAAUAUUUUAAGACAGCAGGCUUUUCGCCAACGCUCCUGGACCCUAGAAGAAUGUUCCAUCUGCUUCGAGGUCAUGCUCCGAGACCAGGAAGUCAUGUCCCUACCCUGUUCUCACAACUUCCACUCCGAGUGCAUCCUGCCGUGGCUGCAAGAGAAGCAGACCUGUCCUAACUGCCGGAAAGUGGCUGAAUGAUUGCUCCAUAUCAAAAUACUGUUGGUUUGGACUUAAAGCCAACAAUCCAGGAUAGUCCAAUUAUAACCAUGUUUAACGAACAAUAAUGGAUGUAAACUUAAAUAAUUUACUAAUAGGAUAAUAAUAAUGCCUUUUUCUAUCUAGCAACUAGUAAAAAAAAAAAAAUUAAAUAAUCAUUAAAAAAUUCGUAGGAUGUUUAGCUGGCUAAAUUGAAAAAAAUAUUAAAAUUAUAAAGAUAUAUGUAUAAGUAAUAUAAAAAAGUGGGUUUUUCAAAAUGUAGGAAGUUUGCAAUUUUUAGAUCAGAAAAAUAUUUUUGGCGGGUAAGAUGACAUAUCAAAAUUUUUCUUGCAUGUACGUUAAUUUUGUUAUUUUAGUGUUUCUUUGUAUAUGUAGCUAAUAGUACUUUUUCGCUCAAUUUUUUUCGACAAGUGUGUAUUUUUUUGUUAAUUUGCUUGUUAUAUUUAUUUAGGUUAUUUCUGAACAUUAUUAAAUCUGUCAUAUAACAUAUGUUUUUUGGUGCAAGUCCUUUGAGGCAGUACAAUUUUUUUUUCUUGAUAAUUAACAGCUGUCAACUGCAAAAAAGAUUUAGUACCCGUGUACCGACUUUUUGUGCAAUUUAUUUAUACUGACUGAGAGGACUAUCGAUUCACCAAUAAACGGUCAAUCUAAGAGAAUUCUAAGAGAAUUUAAUGCUAAAAUUACCAAAAAACACAUUUUUUUCUCGUAUAUUGUGCAAAGUAUCUUUAAAAUACCGUUUCAUAGCAAUAAUUACAUAGGUAUGUAAAACGCCUUUGAAUUUUCUAAAAAAUUUAACUGUCAUAUCAUAAGAUUAUCCGCCUAGCUGUUUUCUAAAUGGGUAGGGAAUUGGUUAUUUUGAGCAAUGAAUAAGUAAUGAGAAUAUCUUAUAUCCUAUAUCCUCUUGAUUAGAAAUAAAUAAGAAUCUGAUUAAUAAUUGUGACAUCUUGUAAAACGAUUUUGGACAAUCGAAUAUAUUUUUGAAAAAUUCGUAGCCAGAAAUAACUUUAAAUAUAUUCCUAAUUCUUUAAUACUAUUUGUCUAUUAUUUUUGUAUAACUUUAAAAUUGGUAAUUAUCAAAACUUUUUUGCAUUUUAUUUUUUUUUCGAAAUAGUCUUUUUAAAUCUGGCUACGAUUCUGGAAAAUGAGUAUUUUGAUUUUAAAAUGAUUUGAAUAUUGGAGUUAAUCAUUUAGUUUGCCGAUUGAAUCGCUUUAAUUAAUCAUUAGUAAAAUCUUUAAACCAUGGAGCACAAAAUGACUAGCGGAGAUGUCAUAACGCAAAAUCUCUUAAGAAAGUAGCGCGAUAACAUGCGGGGCGAGGGGGACGAGGAACGUUACUGGCUACGCCCUCAUACGCUUUUGAUCUUGCCCAUUUUUUAUAAAAACAAACAAUCUUCAAGAUGUCUCAUGUGAACGCUUCGUUAAUUCACUCGUAACUGACCGUUUGACCUAUAAGAAGGCGCCUGACCUACCUGUCUUUGGCAUCUCUGCUCAUCUUUACUUGCUCCGUGGUUUUAAUGAAUGAUUGGUGAAAUUCUGAAAAUAUCUCGAAUCAUCGUUUCGUUGUCUAGUCAGAAACUUACAUACUCAAAUUUUUCAGGACUUUGCCAAUCUGUACUGUAAAACUAACAAAAGAUAUCUUCUAAUAUUUUUGAAUUUUAGAUUGGGUACUAAAAAUUAAAAAAAAAAUGUAUAAAUAAAUAAAGAAAAAUAUAUAAAAAAGUUAUCAAAAAAUCUUUAAAAAAUGUAACCUAUGCACUGAUAUUCUUAAUAAUAUUUUUGUAGAUAUCAAAAUAGAAAAUAAGUGUGUACCUAAUUAAAAUGCAAAAAAAUAACAAUAUGUAAAAAAAACUAUUUGAUUUUGUAUGCUACUGUUUAUUUAAUUAAUGUGAAAGAAACGUCGGCUGAGCCACGAUUUAUUUUGACAUUGGCAACACAGUUCUUUUUUUUAUUUUAUACAAUUUUGUAGAAGCACAAACAUGAUAAUAAAAAUCUUUACAAGACUUUUCUAACAAGUCCAAAAAUAGAUAUUGUGUUCUAUCAUGAAGUUCAUACAAGACACUACGAUAUGGUUUUAUAGCGUCUAGAAACUGACUCAGAAAUUGAAUGACAUACUUACCAAACUGUUUUAAAAAAUAUUAUUUUUCAGUAACUUUCCUGUUUUUGACAUAAUAUUUACUGUGUUGCCAGAAUAAUAUUUAAAUGUGAUAUUGUAUGUGUUAAAAUUGUAGACUUUAGACUGCGUAGAUUCUCAAUAAAAAUAAAUGAAUGGGAA